CUGUCUACCCAUUUGUUGUGAGCUACAGUAUGUAUAAAUCUCCGUACCCCUCGCUCUCUUAGGAGUAUCAAUCGGUGUGGUGUCAAUCACAGCGGCGGCUUCCCUUUCAUCUCGAUCCUCCCAGUCGCUGCGAGAGAGAAGGCAGAGAGAGAAGAGACAGAGGACGGGGAAGGAGAGCUACAUUUCUUACGGAGCGGUGCUCCAAUUUGGAAGUCGGUCCACAGCGUAUCGGUUUAUAACGCACUCCUCGAUCUUUUGUAUAGUUUAUUACUUUUUAUUUAGCCGUUAUUCAGUUCAAGUAUCUAUGUUCAUUCUAAUAGGGAUAGAUGCGCAGUAUUGUUUAAGUGGGGGAAAUAAAUAGUGUUCUACUUGUGGCAAACAGGCAGCACGAGAUUCAGAGACGCGUUUUUUAAAUUAGAUUUUUCCUUAUUUUUUUUCCACGAAAGGACUGCAACUCUCACAGGACCCCAGAACGAGGAAAUAUAAGCAGAAGUUUUUUUCUACAUGCACUUUGACCGUUAGCGGAGCUCCCGGGUGUGUGCCCUCCUCUGCCAAAUCUAACGGCACAUCUGACUCUCGUGAUGAGGUUUUGACUUCUGACAUUUUAAAGAGCCGAACUGGCGAGUGCCGCGGGUUGAGCGUGCACUACACAUCCGCUUUUGCCGAUAACAUCUUCAAUUUCGGAUAUUUAGAAUUUGAAUUGUAAGAAUCCAUAAUAUUUCGAAAAACAACGACAAAAAAGGAUCUCCUGUUAAUUUAGCUAAAACAAAAAACGUGGUCGCACGCAGUUUCCUCCAGGGUACAGAGCGCAACACUUCAAGCCGCAUCAAGGAACAUUUUUGGUUUCCUUUUGGGGAUUUCGAUAGUUCCUCCAAUUUGGACAGUGCGAGUACUUCGACUGAAUCAAAAUGCCACAACUAGCAGGUGGUGGUGGUGGCGGGGACCCUGAGCUUUGUGCCACCGACGAAAUGAUUCCGUUCAAGGAUGAGGGAGACCAAGAACAAAUAUUCGCAGAACUCAGUCACUCAGAGGAAGACGAGGGAGACUUGGCAGAUAUCAAGUCAUCUUUAGUAAAUGAGUCAGAGACGAGUCCAAACAGCAAUCAUGAUGGAACUAGACAAUCCCAAAUAUCCCAAGACUCAUAUCAUGAAAAACACAGAGACCAUCACGACGAUGGGAAACACCUAGACAUGUACAACAAAGGUCACCAAUACUCUGGAUACCCAGGUUACAUCAUGAUGACUAAUAUGAACAACGACUCCUACAUGAACAACGGCUCCCUGUCGCCGCCCAUGCCCAGAACGUCCAAUAAGGUUCCGGUGGUACAGCCGUCCCAUGCGGUCCAUCCGCUCACCCCCCUCAUCACGUACAGCGACGAACAUUUCGCCCCCGGACCCCACUCUGGACACCACCCCCAGGACGUCAACCCCAAACAAGGACAGUACCACUCAUCCUGUCUCUCUACAGGCAUGCAGCGGCAUCACCCCGGGCCGGACAUGACCAACUUCUACCCCCUCUCCCCUGGAGGAGUGGGACAGAUCACGCCCCCACUGGGAUGGUUCUCCCACCACAUGGUCCCGGGUCCCCCAGGCCCCCACGCCACAGGGAUCCCCCACCCGGCCAUCGUCAACCCCCAGGUCAAACACGAGCCCCAGCACGACAACGACCUGAUGCACAUUUUUGCCAGGAAGCCUCAGCACCAGGAUCAGAGGAAGGAGCAGGAGCCCAAGAGACCCCACAUCAAGAAGCCGCUGAAUGCCUUCAUGCUGUACAUGAAGGAGAUGAGGGCCAACGUGGUGGCAGAGUGCACGCUCAAGGAGAGCGCCGCCAUCAACCAGAUCCUGGGACGGAGGUGGCAUGCUUUAUCCAGAGAAGAGCAAGCUAAGUAUUACGAAUUAGCCCGCAAGGAACGGCAGCUCCACAUGCAGCUCUACCCAGGCUGGUCCGCCAGAGAUAAUUAUGGAAAGAAGAAGAAGCGGAAGAGGGAGAAGAUACAGGAACCGGCUGCAGACCCCCAUAGAACUCCAUUUGACCCCUCCGCCCUCAGUAGAGUGGGCUUUCAGAACCACCAUGCAGGUACAGGCCAGAGAAUGAAAACGGCGUACAUCUGAGCAUAAAUGGGCAGAACUUACAACGAAAUCAAACCCUGAACCAGACAAAGGUUUUCUGCUUGAUUGAUUCUUGACCGGUGGCUCCCCCCGCUGUACCUAAAUUGGACCGCUUUUCUCUUAUUCGCCGGCCGCACUUCGCCUCUGCCUCUUUUCAAAGGCGGAGAGACUUUAUCCGUGAUCCAAUAAUUAGCUGGGUCUAUCCGAGGCGGGAUGGACACCACGGCUGAUUCAUUGUGACAACCUUAAACUCAUAUGCAUAAUACCAGAGAGGACUGCCACGACUCCUCAAUUUAUGUAGAUCCCAAAGAGCCUGGAUUGAGGUUAGCGUUUGGCAAUGCAGACUUCAGGCAGCGAACGUCUUUAAAUUAAAUGAACUUACUUGUCUAUUUCUUUUUAUAUCCGCCCUCGCCUCGAUUGUAAUGGUUUUGUAGUGGUUUUGUAAUGGUUUUGUAGUGGUUUUGUAAUGGUUUUGUAAUGGUUUUGUAGUGGUUUUGUAAUGGUUUUGUAAUGGUUUUGUAGUGGUUUUGUAUGGUUUUGUAAUGGUUUUGUAGUGGUUUUGUAAUGGUUUUGUAGUGCAUCUAUCUAUUCACUUUGAAAGGACACACCGGAUGUUCUUGUUUAUUUUUGUUGAUAUUGUUUGCACAUUAAUUUGCAGGGAAUGAUGAAUCAGAAUACCCUUUUAAAGGAGAGUAGGGUAAGGAUCAAUACAACUCUUCUGUACAGAUGUAAAUGUCUGGAUGAAAAGGCCACACCAAUGAGUGCAGCAGUUCAUCAGUGUUUAAUUUCUUGGAGUGGAUUGUUUGUUAUCCCCAGUGGGUCAGACACCAGACCCAGCAAACAGCUGGUUCUCUUACCCCGCAGUUAAAUAGCUCUCUGGGAAUCCAGCUAUUAGUUUGACAUUGUGAAAUGUGUAUUUCCUCCCUCCCUCUCGCUCUCUCUCUGACACUAAAUUUCUCUCGCACUUCCUCUUUCUUUGACACGUUCUCUCUCUCUCUCUCUCUCUCUCUCUCUGUUCCUCUCUCUCUGACACUUUGGUUCUGACACAUAACUUUUCACUCUGUCGCUCUUGACUCAUUCUCUCUCUCUCUCUGUUAGUCUCAUUGUCUGACUCAGCCAGUCUGAUUCACAGGGAGAUGUGUAUCUGAUCGGGAAACACACAUGUCCUUAAGGCUAUCUACUUUUCAGCCACUGCGCAUUUGUCACAAAGGGAGGGAGACGACUACUAACAAAGGUGGCCUUUUCAAUCUGAUGAACAGCGUGGGCCAUGAGUCACAAACUUUCAUAAAAACUCCCCAGCGUUGUAACUGACGGAGUCAUCUCAGUCUAACUCUUAUGAACGUGCUCUUUUGUUUCCACCCGGUAACCGGAUAGCUCUGUGAGAGCACAUUUGAAUUUCCCCAGUUUUUUCGUGCGAGUCAGUAAAUCUGUAGCUCUACGUUUUGCAUUUAGUUUUUUGGGGGGGGAUUCAGCUUGGCUGUUUGAAUGUCUUUUUUCAACUGCCCCAACUAAAAAUGGUUUGGAGGCCAAAGAUGGUGUGUUUGUGUCGGUAGCUGGUGAACUAGUGCGGUACGAAGCGUUGACUGUAGUGGAGAGACCUCUCUGUGAUGUGUGGAGGCAGAAGUCAGCUGUCAGGCUUUGAUGAGCAAGGAGUGGGGGUG
Messenger RNA from Oncorhynchus tshawytscha (Chinook salmon), 3769 nucleotides. RefSeq names its product lymphoid enhancer-binding factor 1 (gene lef1). Gene Ontology annotation, molecular function: RNA polymerase II cis-regulatory region sequence-specific DNA binding; DNA-binding transcription factor activity, RNA polymerase II-specific. Gene Ontology annotation, biological process: regulation of transcription by RNA polymerase II; canonical Wnt signaling pathway. Gene Ontology annotation, cellular component: beta-catenin-TCF complex. NCBI's taxonomy places the organism in Eukaryota, Metazoa, Chordata, Actinopteri, Salmoniformes, Salmonidae. The transcript is spliced from 12 exons. Bases 909 to 2111 code for a protein of 400 amino acids. The record is from RefSeq and is a predicted model, not a curated record.